AUGUCGAUCCUUGAUUCUCUUACCGAAGCCACGACCUUUGAUAGCCAUGCUGAUAUCGUUAUAUUUAUCGAGCGGCUUUUUCAGGAAGGAAUUGUGUAUUUGCGGCGCGGGGAUACGAAGUCGGUUAAAUCUUACAACAAAGAUCCUAGGAAUAAAGUGAUAAUAGACGAAGAAGUAGAGUUUAAAAGCGUGCAGUACAUAUGUCCUCAUUUUGGAACACACAACUCUCGUGCCAAAAAGGGCCGAAGACUCAAUCAACAUGUGAUGCCCAAUUAUUGUCCUGUGCAAAUUCGAUUUUCGUACAAUCCGGAUGAGUCAGUGAAGAAGUUUAAGAUCACAAAGCUGGAGCUCUUUCACCAUACUCACCCUGUUUCUGAGGCACACCUGCACACAUACGCCAGAAAGAAGCACAUGACUACAGAGGCUUUCGAUUUCGCAAAAAGUGCGCUGGUCGCUGGUGGUCAACCGACCAAAGUUCGAAAACUGCUGCUCGAUAAAUUUGGAUCACAUCUUAUUAGCAAAGACAUCAUCAACCUUAAGCAGACAUUGACUGGUAAGCCUAUUAACAACGAAGUGGCCAUCACUAAAGUAACAUUUACUGACAAAGAUUGCGCAGAGAUCGCCGCCCUGGGAAAAACAUUCACGAAAGCUGUCCAUCUUCUUUGCCAGUUCCAUGGGUUGAAGGCCGUGGACUUCCAUCUUACAAGAACGAAGAACGGAGAAAUUGAAAGAGAAAAGCACCAUGAGAUACGCCAAAAUUUCCGUGCUGCAAUGUACGCAGAAACGCCGGAUGCAUGCGAUAAAGCUAAAGCGUACCUAAUUGGACCUGGAUUGGGAAGCCUUGGUGAAUAUUUUGCCGAUAAUUGGUUUAAUAUCGAGGAUAAGUGGACCAAUUUGGGACGAAGAAAUUUACCAACCUUUGGAAAUAACACGACGAAUCGUAUUGAACGAUUUCAUCAUACCAUCAAGGAUGUGCUGCAGAAGACAAAGAGAUUAUCUGAAGUUAUCCAGACCCUGGUUAACGUGACUUUACUUCGUUUAAGUGACAGGGAGCUGAAACAAAAGAUACGUGAGGUUCGAUUUUCAACACCGUCGAAGCCUGAACUCAUCCGAAAAUUCGCUGAAUCCAUUUCUCCUUUCGCGUGGAAUCUGUUGGAAAACGAAAUCAAGAUAAUGAGGAAAAACUAUCAUUUCAUCCUAGACAAUGAUUAUUUGACGUACACCAUAAUGUCAAGGAAUACUAAUUACAAAUUGAAAAAAGACUUGUCCAGUUGCAGCUGUCACUUUUAUUCAGCAUUUGGACUCCCGUGUCGCCACAUCAUAUAUUUCCAUUUCAAGGACAAUCUCGAAAUUCCGUCCGGAUCUUAUGCAGAACACUGGAGGAAUGAGUGCUUGGAGGUAACUAUAGAAGUCAAUGAACCAAAUAUUGUUUAUAUUAAUAAUAACGUUCUGAUGGUAUUAGAAUGA
Daphnia magna is the source of this 1467-nucleotide messenger RNA. RefSeq lists its product as uncharacterized. The transcript has 6 exons. The record is from RefSeq and is a predicted model, not a curated record. Gene Ontology annotation, molecular function: zinc ion binding. Bases 1 to 1467 code for a protein of 488 amino acids. Lineage: Eukaryota; Metazoa; Arthropoda; Branchiopoda; Diplostraca; Daphniidae.